Molecule: messenger RNA, 872 nt
Organism: Cylicocyclus nassatus
Lineage: Eukaryota; Metazoa; Nematoda; Chromadorea; Rhabditida; Strongylidae
Source: the annotation of a GenBank genome assembly
GUGUUUUAACUAUGUCCACGAUAUAUUUAUUAUUUGCAACCUUAUUGAUAUUCACAUUAUCUAGUAUGGAAUCAUCGAAACCCAAUACGAUUUGUCCGAACAAUGAUGGAAUGAAUGACGCACUCAGAAAUGCCUCGCUGGACUUCCACAAUAAAAAUAGAGCAGAGCUUGCCGGUGGAAACGUGAAGAUGGGGGCUGCUGAGAACUCAAUGCGAAAAGCAAACAAUAUGCCACAACUUGAAAUUGACUGCGAUCUCGAAAAGGCGGCCCUAGAGGAAGCACAGAAGUGUGAAGAAAAGGAUGAAUUGAUUGGCCGGGAGUUUAAUAUGAAGAUGAUGGAAGGUGCAACCGAUCUGGCAGAAGCUCAAAACACUGCCCUAGAGGAAUGGUGGAAUGAAAUUACGAAAGGUCCUGUGAUCGACCAAAUCCAAAACUUGUACUACGAUCACAGCCUCAAACAACAUUUCUCUAAGAUGGCAACCGAUAAAACGAAAAAAGUUGGUUGCGCUGCAGUCAAAUGCGAUAAAGGUGUGCGUGUUGUAUGCAAAUACGAAGCAAUCCUGAAGAACGGCGAAAAAAUGUACAGCAUGGGUCCCACUUGCAAGAAGUGCUCUGCUGGAGCGGGCAUGGCAGAUUGCCAAGCGGAACCAUAUGCCGAGAUCAUGCCGAGGAAGAUCAUUGUUACAUUGUUAUUUAUAAUCUUCUGGAAUGCAACCGUCGUUCAUUCAAUGUUAUUCAUGACAUCAAUGGCUGUCGUGGUCCCACCACCGAUGAUGGUGGCCAUACCGCCGCCUAUGCCUCCGCCUAUGCCUCCGCCUGUUAUCUUGACGAGACGCAGAAUAGUUUGCUGUUAUGGAACUUUCAUGGGCUAG